UAGCCGGCAGGCAGCCGAUGUCGAACAGCAGGGCCGCUCGUCCAGUAGUAGGCUGGUGGAGGUGGAGGAGCGUAGGAGCCGGCUGCGACGCCCUAGAUCAGGGCUGCCAGCUGGAGACGACAGAGCAACCUUUGGAGUGGCUAUAGGCAAACGGUUAUUACUCACCUCGGGCAAGCAGUGGGUUGAGAGCCACCAGCUGACUGACUCGGGAUCGACAUGGCAGCGGCCGAGACUUGGCACGGAGACCCAUGCGCCUGAGCGCCCUGCGGGUCUACACCUAAAGUAUUUGCUGCCUGUCGCGACGGACGCGGGGGAGCGUGUGCUCAGCGAAUGCGUGAGAGAAGGAGCGAACGAGAGACCAAGUUGACGAGAAAAGAAGCAGAUGAGAACAUGAGUGCAAAUAGCCAUCAGCUCGAGGCCGCUUGUACGGCCAAAGUCAAGAAGGAGCGGUCGCCAACGCCGACUCCACCGGCGAGCUGCAGCGUCCAACAACAACAGCCCGCGACGAGGUUGCACCAGAGAUCCGUCUCGGCGCAGCCUCCUCCGCCGCCCUCCUCGGGCUUUUCCAACGGCCACUUUCACUCGAGGGAUCUUCUGCAGGACGUCCUCAAAGGCAGCAAAUUUAACAACCUCAGUCAUCUCACUCCUGCUGCCAAGCACGAGGCCGUACGCCUCAUGGUAGAGGAUAGCAUCAGUGAAGAGUCUAGGUAUCGCGUGCAAGAAGUGUUCUCGCAAGUUGAGCAGAUGAAGGUGGAAGAAAAGUUAUUGCUGUACCUCAAGCUCUCGGUAUCUUUGACCAAUCCCAACGGCGCGGUGGAUCCACUCAGGCAACCCUUGAAUCCCUUGGGUAAUCGUUACGAGAUUCAUCAGACAAUUAUGUGGAUCAAAACACAUCUUGAAGAGGACCCGGACGUCUCUUUACCAAAGCAAGAAGUCUACGAUGAGUACAAUAUAUUCUGUGCAAACAAUUCCAUGAAACCCCUAUCCACGGCUGAUUUCGGAAAAGUCAUGAAGCAGGUAUACCCUCGCGUUCGACCUCGUAGACUGGGCACACGUGGCAAUUCGCGGUAUUGUUACUCUGGAAUGCGUAAAAGAAUAAAGUUAGAUCCUCCAACUUUACCUUCCAUGAGUGAUGUAGAUGUCGAUGAAGAUUUCGAGCAAAAUCUUACAGAAGAGAUGCUGGGAGCCGCUUCAACACUGAUUCGCGAGUGGGCUGAGUCGUUGUUAGACAUUAAAUUUUCUACUCUCUGCUCGUUGGGAAAAUAUCUUGUUAAUAAUCUCUGCGUUGAUAAUCGAUCUCUUGCUGCUGUGUGUUUACUGAGUGCUUCUGGAGAAACACAACCUGUGACUAACAAAGGGACGAGUCCAGGAUUGCCUGCAAUGGCUGGUUUAGCGAAAAAUGGUAAACUAAGAGAGGCUCAGCUGCAAUUACAGCGUAAGCUUCAACAACGAGAACAAAUCCGUGAUCAUAAAGAUCAGCCCGUUAACAGCACAUUGCCGGUCAAUAACAAAGAAAAGACUGUUGAUCAGAAUGAUGAGAACAUAGAGGCAGAGGUGAAAAAGGGCAAACGUGGUAAAGUGACGAAUGUAAAUCACCUGGUUCAAGGUACAAACAAUGUGUUGAGCAAGGCCAAUAAUAAUAAUUACAAUUAUAAUAAUAGUAAUAAUAAUAAUAAUAAUGCGCCAGUCUCGGCAGCUGUCACGCCGAUAAGCAGACAGAAAAAACUUGUUAAUAAAAGCAACAACCAACCCUGCAGUGGCUCGUCGGUCCUGCAGUCCAACUGUGAUAAUCUAGUGGUACAAUCGAUACAAGCGAACGAGCAAAUUAGUAGUGCUCAGCCUAGGCUAGUGAGGAGCAACAGCGCGCAGUCGCCGCGUGAAGUCAAACCAAGGAACGCGCGAAAGCGCGCCGGAAGCAGUGUAGCGGCAUCGGUGGCAGCAACGGUGACAACGGCAUCAAUGACUUCCGAAUCCAGUCCCGAAAAGCAGCUGAAACUCACGGACAUGCUGGAUAGCACUGCGCGCUCUACUCCCAGGCUCUCUUCGACUCCCAUUCAUCAUAAGCAGCAGCAGCAGCAGCACCAACAUUCUACAAAGAUACCAGUGAUACUAGAUAGUAAUCCAAAAACCGACAAGAGCAACAAUACCAGCGACAAGCCUAUCUUCGCGGCGGCUCUGGUCAAUCAGCCCCCAAAAAGCUGUGAUAAAGAUUCAUUUCUGAGUUUUAACUCUGAUUGUUCCAAAUCAAACGGCCACACAAAGAACUCAACGGGCAAAUCGAGCCAAAAGUUGAUCGAGGAUCAAAUGCAGCUGUUAUCGGACGUCAACUCGUGCGACGCGUUCAAAACGAAACUCGGCAACAUCGACACCGACACGCUCAACGAUUACCUAAACGGAGGCAACAACUCCCAAGAACAGGAGGAAGAACUGCUGCAGUACUUCCAGCCGAGUAAUUCGUCGAGCUCGGACAUGGAACUAAGCAACGUCGUGUCCGAGACCGAAACGUCCUCCCGCCAGGACCAGGUCUCCCAGCUUAGGAUCAUCCUUCAGGAGAAUCUACAGGAUUCAGUAUUAGGGGUCGGCGGUAAACCGAGGUUACAGAGCGCGCCAGUAGACAAGCAGCAGGCCCUGCAGAAGCACAACCUGAUAUUGCCGACUCUGCUGAACGCUCACGGUAACGCAGUGAAUACGAGGCGACGAGUGAGCUUCGAGACCAACGCGGUCGAAUGCAGUCAAGACAGCGGCAACGGCACGAGCACGGCCGGAAGCAGUUGCAGCACGAGCAAUACCGUGCCACAGAGUCCCAACACGCGCAGACGGAUAUUCAAUUUCACGCCCAUAUCCCCGGGACCGCACUCGCCGAUCAACGGUCUAGUGUCGAAGUCGAAUUCAGCAAACGCCAGUCCAUUCGUGUCGCCGAGAAACACGCCGGUGCCGCGCUCGCGCAGCAACUUGCAGGGCAACUGUAGGUCCCGCAGCUCCCAAAAGACGCUCGCGCGCUCCAUAUCCUGCAACGUGCGGAGCGACAAUUUUAUCGUGCCCAUCUGUACGCCCGAGAUGAACGGUAUCAACAGACCGCCGCAUUCACCUCUGGCUCCUUUGAUAAACAAUAAGGCUUCCCAGGCUACGAUGCCCCCGGUGCACUCGCCGCUUCUGGAGCAAACGUGCAAAGCCCAGACUCUACCCUGCACGCCGUUGCUGUCGGAUCUCGUUACCCAGGAGGACCAGCUACUGAUCAACUAUCCGAGUCAGGAAAAUCUUCAAGAAAUCAAGAACGUGUACAACCGAAAGCCACAGCCGACCGAUCAGGAGAUUUCGGAUCUUUUGCAGAGCAAGCGACAGCAGGAGUACGCCAAGGAUCAGUUGUUUUAUCGUUCGCAGUCAGUGCCGUUGCACAGAAUGGUCAAUCCUGCUCUACUGUCCCCGAUCUCGGUUGCCCAGCAAAUGACGCCGAAUUUUCAAUAUCACAGCUUUAAUCCGUCAACAAACAGCUCGAUAGCUCCGACCCCAGUGCCAAGUGAAUUCAAUGACUUUAGCUCGAUAUGCGGCCCAUGCGACAACUCCAGCUAUUUGCUCGACCCGCUGGUCUCCUCGGCUGACCCAGAUUUUCUCAUAGAGGACAAGGAAAUGACACCCGAGAAUCUUAACAACAUAUUCGACAUUCUGAACGAAGCCGAGCCGCAACAUAUAUUAUCGGACGAAGGACCAUCGGUUGACAAGGAUCAGACGAUCGGCUCGAGUUCUCUGAUGAUGGAUUCGUUGGGAAACGCAAAUUUGAGCGACAAUCUUUUGCUGGUAGACAACUCUGGCCUCCUCGACAGCUGGACCAACGACAACGGCCUGAGCAGCAGCAGCAGUAGUGGUACCGGCCUGGCAGCUGCGGCGCCCAAGUUGUUACACUCGCGAUCCUAUCCCAAUACGCCGCUGCCCUUGCCGAGCUCCUCCUCCUCGUCGCUGGUCGUCCAGUACCUGGACGACAGCAAUGGCUCGCACUCGUAUCCGACGACGCCGCUGAACAACUCUAGUCAGCAUCAGCAGCAGGAUCCCUACGCAGAGAGUAACGAGCCUAUGCUGUUCAAUUCGAGCUUGAACGCGCAAUCGCUUGGCCUUCCGAAUCACCAGUCAACCGCGGGAGUCAGUGGCAACGGCUGCUGCUCAACGAGCGUCGAGUGCAGUGUGGCCGAUUUCUUGGAGCAACCGCUGGACGACGAGACUGACGAUUUGGGAUCCCUCAGAAAUUUCGACGGGUUGCAGGACGUCGACGCGCUCUCGCCUCUGUUCAACGAAGUUGUGGAACCGAAUCAUUGAAAGGAUUAUCCAUUAGAGUGGGAUAAAGAAAUUUAGCACGCAGUCAUUCCUCGAUAUUCACCAGUGAGUUUUUAACAUUCGACUCUGAGAAUGCAAAAAAUGAGAAGAAAAAAUGAAAUUGUUGAUCAUCCGUGUAGUACAAGGCUCUUUAUCGUUAAAAAGGACUUUGUACUGGUUUGACAGGUAGAUGGUCAAGCUUUUUUUUAAGUUAACGUUAAGGAAAGUUGUGUACAGUUCAUACUAUUGGGUAUGAAUUUCAAAUAGAAAAAAAAAAACAAAAGAUAUUUUAUUUAUUGGUCAAAUGAAGUAUCUGUCUCUUUUUAGAUACAGAUUAGAAAAGGGAUAUUGCAUCUUGUUUUACC
This is a messenger RNA of Copidosoma floridanum, 4670 nucleotides long. RefSeq lists its product as uncharacterized. Gene Ontology annotation, molecular function: RNA polymerase II cis-regulatory region sequence-specific DNA binding; DNA-binding transcription factor activity, RNA polymerase II-specific. Gene Ontology annotation, biological process: regulation of transcription by RNA polymerase II. Lineage: Eukaryota; Metazoa; Arthropoda; Insecta; Hymenoptera; Encyrtidae. The record is from RefSeq and is a predicted model, not a curated record.